This is a messenger RNA of Rhopilema esculentum, 1791 nucleotides long. Its product is annotated as heat shock 70 kDa protein 13. Lineage: Eukaryota; Metazoa; Cnidaria; Scyphozoa; Rhizostomeae; Rhizostomatidae. Gene Ontology annotation, molecular function: ATP binding; ATP-dependent protein folding chaperone. The record is from RefSeq and is a predicted model, not a curated record.
AGAUCGAGGCUAUGUGCGAAGAAAAUUUUUGUUGAACUGUCGAAUGGGGCAGAGAAGUAGAAAGUAAUUCAGAGGAACAGAAAUGCUUCGAGAAUUUGGUGAAUGUAUUAGAUUGACAAUGAGUAGUUCCUAUUGAGAUAUUAUUGAUGACGCAAAGGAUCAUUUUUGUCUCUAUUGUCACGAUUGGUACGAGAAAGCCUAAUCAGCGUAAUGUCUGAGGUGUUAGGCCCAGUUGCAGCCAUUGUUUUGGCAUUGCUUGCUGUUGGAUACUUCGCACAAAGUAGGCUACCACCACCAAAGCCUGUAAUAAUUGGAAUUGACCUUGGGACAACUUUUUCUUGUGUUGGUGUUUAUCACGCAAUUAGUGGAAACGUUAGUGUCUUAGAAGACGUAAGUGGGAAUAAACUUGUUCCUAGUGCUGUCUACCUUGGAAAACAGCCACCGUUAAUUGGGUAUCCUGCUUUGGAACUGCGGGAAUUGUACCCAAAUCUAGUGGUAUAUGAUGCCAAAAGAUUCAUUGGUAAAAGGAACAUAAGAGAAAGUUCCAUUCAAAGACAACAAAAACUUUACCCAUUUAAAAUAAAACUAGACGAUGAAGGAAAGGCAGUAUUUGCCCUUGUGGUAAAAGACAACGUCAGCUAUUAUCAGCCUGAAGAUAUAGGGGCCUUUAUAUUAAGUAAAUUAAAAAGGACUGCUGAAAAAUUAAUUGAGAGAAAAAUAAGCAUGGCAGUAAUUAGUGUCCCAGCAGAGUUUAAUUCCUUACAAAGAAACGCAACUGUUGAAGCUGGAAGGAGGGCUGGCUUGAAAGUAAUGAGAGUUAUUAAUGAGCCUACUGCCGCAGCUUUAGCCUAUGGCCUGCAUAAGAAGAAGGGGAUCUCAUAUGUCUUGGUUGUUGAUUUUGGUGGUGGCACUUUUGAUGUUUCUUUGUUGAAUAUCCAAGGUGGAAUGUUCUACACUAUGGCAAUGGCUGGCAACAACAGGUUGGGAGGACAGGACAUUAAUCAGAAUCUCGUGGAUUACCUUGUUAAUGUUGUUACAAAAGAGAUAGGGCUUGAAAAAUUAGAAGGACUACAUCUGCAGCAAGUUAGAACUGAAGUUGAAAACGUAAAAAUAAAUCUUUCUAAUUCAGAUUGGGUUGACAUAAAUAUGAAUUUUAAGUCCUUAGCCAAAGAUGGGACAGACUACAAUUUUAGCCAUAGAGUAACCAGAUAUAUAUUUGAGCAGAUAAAUCAAGACGUUUUCAAGAAAAUUUUAAUACCUAUCAAAAGAGUGCUGAAGGAGGUUGAAAUGAAUGAAGAUGAAAUAGAUGAAAUUGUUCUUGUUGGUGGCUCCACAAGAAUCCCUAAAGUGAGGCAGAUCAUCCAUAACUUUUUUAGAAAGAAGCCAAAUAUUGCAGUGGACCCAGAGUUAGCUGUUGUCAGUGGAGUGGCUAUUCAAGCUGGAAUACUUGGUGGCAUGUGGCCUUUGAGGGUUGCUGUUGUUGAGCUGCCUACAAGUAAUAUUCAGAAAAUUGAAGUUGGUGAAGAACUAUAAAAAAAACCAAUGAUAUUAAUUUUUUGCUUGUUAUAGAUAAUAUUAUGUGGUGAACCAUUCUCAUUAGAAUUCUGUAAAUAUGCAUUUUCACAUCCUUUUAUUGUUCACACAUAACUACCAUUUUUUAAAUGUAUUUUAAAUACUCUUUGUUGUUUCUAAUUGCACUGCACAUUAACUCAUAUCCAUGGAAACAAUUUAGUUUAAGUUAGUUGUGAUUUUCAGUUAGUUAGGAUCAAGGAAUGAAAUUGAGAUGGAGAA